AUGUCUAAAGACGCGAAGGAAAGUGAAAUUGAGUUGACACGCGUUAAAGCAAAACGUUCUAUCGUAAUAAGAGCAGUGACAAAUUACGUAAAGAAAAUUGAAGGCAAUCUAAAAGAACAAGACGUUAACUUUGAGGAAAUAUCUGAAAAUUUAGAACUGUUAAAGCAAAAAGAGGCUGAAUUGAAAGAUAUUGACUAUAAGGUUGAAGCGCUAAUUGAAAAUCUUGAAGAAUUAGAUAGCGAGUUAGAAAGUGUUUUUGCGUAUAACGAAAAAGUAAUACUAAUUAAAUUUCGUGGUGAGAAAAAACUGAACGAGCAGAAGAAACUAGAGUUAAACGUCUCCAGUUUAAAUAGCGCAGAUAAAACAAAUUACGGAAGUGAAACAAUAAAGCUGCCGAAACUUUCCUUGCCCAAUUUCAGUGGCAAUAUUAUCGACUGGCUAACGUUUAAAGAUCUUUUUAAUGCAACAGUAACAAAAAAUGAAUCUCUAUCUGAUGCUCAAAAGCUUCAAUAUUUAAAAACCUCGUUAAAAGGUGAUGCUGCGAAAAUUGUAAUUUCUAUUCCAAUAUCUGAUAGUAAUUUUAAAAUUGCGUAUAAUUUGUUAGAUGAACGAUACUCAAAUACAAGAGAGCAAACUUUUGCUCACAUUAAACGCUUUUUGGAUCUUCAAGCAUUCAAAAUGAAUCCGCUUCUGCUUUGUUGA
Messenger RNA from Uloborus diversus, 702 nucleotides. RefSeq lists its product as uncharacterized. The coding region runs from base 1 to 702 and encodes 233 amino acids. The record is from RefSeq and is a predicted model, not a curated record. The transcript has a single exon. NCBI's taxonomy places the organism in Eukaryota, Metazoa, Arthropoda, Arachnida, Araneae, Uloboridae.